GAACCCUAGCGGUAACUUUUCCCGGGGCGAGUCUCGCAUCUUGGUCACGCCGGCGGAAGUGGCGGCCAAAGUGACGGAUGUCGUCGCCCAGAGAGAGAGGAAGAGAGAGCAAGAGAGUAAUGGCGUUCGCGGCGGGCACACAUUCUCGCGGUUCGUCUGUUACACGCUGUUAGCUGGCUACCGAGAGAAACCAGCUUGGCUCCGGCUCUUGGCUCCGCUGAAUCGUCCCGCUUCACCGAGAGCCCUCCCUCUCUCCGCGGAUCCGGGGUCGAGCACGCAUAACGGUUCGCGAGCGACGCCCGAGAAGCCGUCUCGGAGGCGGAAGGUUUCGCGGAAGCGGCGAACUGGUGGUUGUGUACGUUCUCGUUCCGCGUCGCGUCAACAGGAGGAACUUCUCGUCCCGGUUACAGCGACUCAUCCCGAUUACAUAGAGUCUCGAUGAGGAACUGAGAGUCUUCGGAAUUUCACGUUGUCUCGCGUGCAUCUUCGUCAUUUGUAUACUUUCAUCGGUCCAACGUGUUUUGUGGAGCAGUGACGUGCUGUAUUGCAAGGAUGGAUUUACUUACUUUAAUGUCGUAAUGUUAUUACAGGCAUAAAACAUGCCUGAUCCUUGUUGUUUAUACAAGUUGGACGAAGUUUAAUUGAAAUUAUUCUGUACCUGCGUAAGUACAUCUUCUCAUCAUGGCUGCAAAUGCUCAAUUUGCAAAUCCGCCACCUGCUGUAAGCUUACCUAAUAUGUCUGUGCCACCGCCUACAACUCCAAACUUAUCGGCACCACCGCCGAACUUAACUACAAUAAAUACGUCUGGUAGCUAUCAGCACCGUUAUCCGAAUCACAGAGAAGGCAGUCGAGGUUUCUUCAAACCAUUCAGACCUUAUCAUGCCCCAAAAGUCAUUGCUGGGGGACAAGAUACUCUGCAGGAUGAGUUUGAUGGAAAAAGACUCAGGAAAUCUGUUAUGCGAAAGACUGUCGAUUACAACUCUUCCAUCAUCAAAACCUUAGAACAUCGCGUAUGGCAGCGAGAUUAUAGGGAUCGUCGUGCACUGCAGCCAGAUGUAAUAUACUAUCCUGAUUUACUCCCUCCACCAAGUUAUAUGGACAACCCAAUAAACGCAGUUACCACGAGGUUCGUAAAAACGGCUACCAAUAAAAUGCGUUGUCCAAUUUUUUGUAUGGCCUGGACACCAGAGGGUAGACGUCUUGUCACUGGUGCUUCGAGUGGAGAAUUCACAUUGUGGAACGGCCUUACUUUCAAUUUUGAAACUAUUCUACAGGCACACGACAGCCCUGUUAGGACAAUGGUAUGGUCGCACAAUGAGAGCUGGAUGGUAACGGGGGACCAUGCAGGCUACGUGAAAUAUUGGCAGAGCAACAUGAACAACGUCAAGAUGUUUCAAGCACACAAAGAAGCGAUUAGAGGACUCAGUUUCAGUCCAACGGAUCACAAACUGGCGACCUGCAGCGAUGACGGAACUGUCAGAGUUUGGGAUUUUCUUCGCUGUCAUGAGGAACGGAUUCUCAGAGGUCAUGGUGCGGAUGUUAAAUGCGUCCACUGGCAUCCGCAAAAGAGUCUAGUCAUUUCUGGUAGUAAAGAUAAUCAGCAACCGGUAAAACUGUGGGAUCCGAAGACAGGACAAUCUCUGGCGACUCUACAUGCACACAAGUCGACUGUAAUGGACGUAAAGUGGAACGAAAAUGGUAACUGGUUGGUCACCGCGUCCAGAGACCAUCUUUUAAAAUUGUUUGAUUUGAGAAAUCUUAACCAAGAGGUUCAGACGUUCCGUGGCCAUAAGAAGGAAGCAUCUAGCGUGGCUUGGCAUCCAAGCCACGAGGGUCUCUUUUGUAGUGGUGGUAGUGAUGGUGCUAUACUCUUCUGGCACGUGGGAGCGGAUAAAGAAGUAGGAGCGAUAGAACAAGCGCAUGAUAGCAUAGUAUGGACCUUGGCUUGGCAUCCGCUGGGACAUAUCCUGUGUUCCGGUAGUAAUGAUCACACAUCCAAGUUCUGGACGCGCAACAGACCGGGAGACCUGAUGAGAGACAAAUAUAAUCUCAAUACGUUACCGGCAGGAUCCGCUGGCAUUGACGAUCACGAAAUCGCCGAUGAAGCGGCAGUGAUACCUGGUAUGGGACCGGAAGACAGAAUCAACGCGGACAGUGAAUCCGAGGACAAGAGCGGCGGAAUUCCGGGUCUAGAUUUGGAUCAUGCCGUGGAUGAGGGCAAGAAGUUUGCCAACAAAAAAGUUCCAUAUAGCAAACCAAUACCGCGGAACUUUCAAGCUCAGUGGAAUGAAAUGGAGGCUGAGGAUAUGGAGCAGGUCGAAGCGCUUAACGCGUUUGUUAAUCAAUUAAUAGAAACUACACCAGGUGCUGUGCCAUUGAAUGAAGUCACGCCCAAUGCCAUUAUACUCUAUGGAAAAAUGAUUCCUGUGGAAGCCGAUUCAAAACUGGCGGAGGCGAUUAGUAAAGGAACCGAAGCCAUAAACAAAUUAGUAUUUUCCGGUGAGAUAGAGGAAUUACGAGACGUGGUGGGUCCACCGGAUAACGUGGACGAGUCCGAAGAGUACCUGCAAGACGAUGGCGAGAUCGAUUAUUCCAAAGUACCAGACAUAGAUUUACCUCCACCUUUACCGAGCUCAAAGUUCGCGCAGAAUCCCGAACUGUUGAAGACGCUGAAUCGCGGUGGCAAACGUAAGUUCGAUCAGUUGAUCGGUUGGAGCGACGGCGGAGCUAGUGAUCGUACGUCCAAGAUCCAUCAACCUGUCUUCGGCGGUAUUCCGAUUACGGAGGAUUCGCAAUCCAGCGAUACGGAUUUAAGAUUCGGCAAAUCCAACUCCGCAGAGACCAACUCCUUCCAGGAUGAAGAUCACAGGAGAAGCGGUCCGCAUGGAGAUUCGAGGAGUAGCAGUCGCGGCGACGAGGAUCUGAGAUUCGGCAGACCUAGUUCGCGUAACGAGUACGAAUUGUCGCGCGGCAACAGUUUCGCGGAUAAGGAUUUCCGCAACAUGGGUUUCCCGCCUAAGAAGCUGCUGGAUAUGGACGAUAUGUACGACGAGCGGGAUCGUGACGGCGGACGUUGGAACGAUGACGAGAAAAACAUUGGUGAUGGCUCACGCAAACCGGAUAACACUUACGGCGGUUUCGGCGACAAACGCGAUAACGGCAUGGCGACGUUAGGCCCGGGUAGCAUCGGCAACAACAUUCAUGGCCACAUGGCUGGUAUGCCACAUCUGCAGGCGAAUCAUCACAACAUGCAGAAUAUCAAUCCCAACAUGCCCCCGCCGAUGCCGAAUUUGGUACCGCAUCCUGGAAUGGCGCAGCAUCCUGGGAUGCAAGGUAAACCGCCGCAUCCCGGUUUAGAUGGUCCGAUACCGCCGCAUAUGAUGCCUCAUCAUCCAAGCAUGCACCAUCCGGGCUUCGGUCCCAACGGACCGCCACCGCCCGGCGGCUUUGGGCCCAACUUCCGACCGCCGCCAAACGGUAAUUUUGGACCGAAUCACUUCAGGCCGAGUCCGAUGCCACCAUUCGGCCCGAAUCAUCAAGGUCCACCGCCACCAUUCGGCAACAAUUUUCAGGGACCGCCUAACGCCUUCCGUGGACCUAACGCUGGUCCGAUGAACUUUGAUCGGCCGAGCUUCGGACCCAACUUUCGUGGCCAGAAUCCGCAGGCUCAGUUGAACAAUUUCAACUCGAAUUUUGGCAACUUCGGCAAGAACGGGCCUAAUCGCGGCAUGAAUCGCGGUGGGGAUAACAUGGGUAGGAACAACUAUAGUAAUCGCGGUAGAGGACGCGACAAUGAUCAAUCGAGAGCAGGAAGAGGAAGAGACAAUUAUUAAAAAGUUCGAAACAAUUAUAUGGGUGGCACAUAAGUGAUAUAUUAAAUGAACUGCAUUCAUCAUAACUAGACGUCAAUGGUGAUUUAUUAGUCAGUAUAUAAAAUACAUGUCGUGUUGACAGCCGGCGUCUGAGCAACAACAUGCGAAUUCUUGUAUUCGUGUGUGUGAAUAAAACAUUUUGAGUGUGUAUAUAUAUACAUAUACACAU
Messenger RNA from Camponotus floridanus (Florida carpenter ant), 4042 nucleotides. RefSeq lists its product as uncharacterized. The coding region runs from base 682 to 3834 and encodes 1050 amino acids. Lineage: Eukaryota; Metazoa; Arthropoda; Insecta; Hymenoptera; Formicidae. The record is from RefSeq and is a predicted model, not a curated record. Gene Ontology annotation, molecular function: protein binding. The transcript is spliced from 9 exons. Gene Ontology annotation, cellular component: mRNA cleavage and polyadenylation specificity factor complex.